GUUCACUCGGACUUGCGGCCACGACGUAUGCGCGACCCAGGUUAACCCGGAAGUGGAAGGCGGCCAUUACUCGUCGCCGAGUCCUCCACGCUGUUCGGCGGUUACGGAGAAGGCUGCUGAGACGCCGCUAUGAGCCUUCUGAACAAGCCCAAGAGCGAAAUGACCCCGGAGGAGCUGCAGAAGCGAGAGGAGGAAGAGUUCAACACAGGGCCCCUCUCUGUCCUCACGCAGUCCGUCAAAAACAACACUCAGGUGCUGAUCAACUGUCGCAACAACAAGAAGCUCCUGGGCCGCGUCAAGGCCUUCGACAGGCAUUGCAACAUGGUGUUGGAGAACGUCAAGGAGAUGUGGACGGAGGUACCCAAGAGCGGGAAGGGUAAGAAGAAGUCGAAGCCCGUCAAUAAGGAUCGCUACAUUUCUAAGAUGUUCCUGCGUGGCGAUUCGGUCAUUGUGGUGCUGAGGAACCCCCUUAUUGCUGGAAAGUAAUGAGCUGUCAGAGAGUUAGGAAGGCUCCAGCGCAUGGCCCAGCAAUAUCUUCUUGGUCACCACCAACAGACUCAUACAGCACCAGCAUCUCUUGUGAGCUGUCUAUUCUGCAAAGGAUUUCCACAUGCAUCACCAUAGUACCCUGAUGAAGGAAAGCUGUUGAGCUCAACUGUCCUUGCAAAUCUGGUUGGUGGGUUUUCUGUUGCCCCCGUCCAAAACAGUUGCAGCCGUCUACUUGUAUAUGGCCUGUUGACCUUUCUUUUGGUCUGUUUUUUUGUUUUUUUGUAAUAAACAUUUUGUUAAAUUU
Sceloporus undulatus (fence lizard) is the source of this 793-nucleotide messenger RNA. RefSeq names its product small nuclear ribonucleoprotein D2 polypeptide (gene SNRPD2). Gene Ontology annotation, molecular function: RNA binding. Gene Ontology annotation, cellular component: U1 snRNP; U5 snRNP; catalytic step 2 spliceosome. NCBI's taxonomy places the organism in Eukaryota, Metazoa, Chordata, Lepidosauria, Squamata, Phrynosomatidae. The transcript has 3 exons. Bases 130 to 486 code for a protein of 118 amino acids. The record is from RefSeq and is a predicted model, not a curated record. Gene Ontology annotation, biological process: spliceosomal snRNP assembly; RNA splicing.